Messenger RNA from Closterium sp. NIES-65, 861 nucleotides. NCBI's taxonomy places the organism in Eukaryota, Viridiplantae, Streptophyta, Zygnematophyceae, Desmidiales, Closteriaceae. The record is from the annotation of a GenBank genome assembly.
AUGGCCACCCCCAAUGUUCUUACUUUUGACGCUGAGGGGAGGGCCAUUGACUUUGCCGUCUGGAUUGAAGACCUGCAGCUGUACUUACUCCUGCUGAUGCUGACUCUGCCGUUCGCAUCCAAGUGGGCGACCCGCGAUGCUGCUGCACGUCUUGCUGUGCGUCGCCACCUCCCUUCCUCUGAGCGUGCCCACUUUAGUCAGUGCAAGACCGCUCAGGCCUUGUACGACGCUGUAGUUGCACGCUACUCCUCCCCUUCCUCCGCUACCCUUAGCCGCCUCAUGCUACCGUUUCUCUUCCCUGACCUCGCUUCCUUUCCCACUGUCGCUGACCUCGUUACCCACCUCCGCGCUAGGGUGUGGUCCUUCCCCCCUGCUGCCCUCUGUCGCCUCUGCCGCUGCGGAGCCGACCUCGCUGGUUUUGAGUCGGUCGGCGCGGCGUCUGCCCCCAGCGGCAGACGCCGCUCUGGCAAGGGCAAGGGGGGCAAGGGAGCGGGUGGAGCUAGAGGGGGCGGUGGAGGAGGCGGUGGGGGUGGCGGGGGGAGUGGGGGUGGCGGUGGGGGUGGUGGCGGGAGUGGAGGUACUAGUGGCGGCGGUGGAGGCGGAGGUGGCGGCGGAGGUGGUAGCGGAGGAGGCGGUGGGAGCGGUGGGAGCGACGGUCCUGGUGGGGGAGGUGGCGGUGGAGACGGGGGUGGCGGUGGAGGCGGGGGUGGCGUGGAGGCGGGGGUCGGAGUGGCUCGUCCCAGCGGAGCAGCUCUGGGGGUGGUCAGCGCCAGCAGCAAGCAGCAGCAGCAAGCCGCAGCAGCAGCCACAGCAGCAGCAGCGCUCAGUCGCACCGUCCCCGGCCCCUCAGCAGCUCCGUGA